GAUUGCAGUUCUGAUACAUACUAAAACAUGGAUGAAUAUUGACAACUUUAUGUUAAGUGAAAUAAACCAGACACAACAGGACAGAUAUUAUAUAAUUCCACUCAUACGAGAUUUCUGGGAUAGGUAAAUUCAACUUACACAACUCAACACCGAAAAAAACACAAAUAAUCUUAUUUUAAAAAUGGGCAGAAGACCUGAAUAGACGUUUCUCCAAAGAAGACAUCCGGAUGGCCAACAGACCCAUGAAAGGAUGCUCAACAUCACUAAUCAUCAGGGAAAUGCAACUGAAAAAUCACAAUGAGAGAGGCACCUGGGUGGUUCAGUCUGUUGAGCAUCUGACUCGAUUUCAGAUCAGGUCAUGAUCUCAGGGUUGCGGGAUAGAGCUCCAUGUUGGAUCCCUGCUGGGCGUGGAGCCUACUUAAGAUUCUCUCUCUCCCUCUGCCCUUCCCCCAACAGAGACAAGAAAUAACAAGUACUGGCAAGAAUGUGGAGAAAUAGAACCCUCGUGGACUUUUGGUGGGAAUGUAAAUUGGUGCUACGACUGUGGAAAGCAGUAUGAAGGUUCCUCAACACCCCAGCUGGGAAGCUCCCUAGGUAGAUCCUCCAGGAGAGCACAUGGAAAUGCUCAACCCACAGCACCUUCCCCUGCCUGGCAGGACUGUGCUGGUCCCCGCGGCUGAGGAAGCGGUGACCCAGAGCACCCCGGCGCUAACGCUAACGGCCGUGCCCCCUGCAGCCCUACAGCCAUAGCCCACACUCCCAGGCGCUGCUUGCUCCGCGAUGGGCUCUGCGCAGCCUCCGGGCCUCGCCCCGGAGACUGACACCAGGCCGGGGUCCCGGCGUGCCCGCUGAUGCCCCGGGCCCAGCUCCUCAUCACGCUCCGGUACCAUGCUGACCGCCUCCGCCAACAGCUCCGUCCUCCCAUGCCCCGACUACCGGGUCACCCACCGCCUGCACUUGGUGGCCUACAGCCUGGUGCUGGCCGCGGGGCUCCCCCUCAACGCGCUGGCCCUCUGGGUCUUCCUGCGCGCACUGCGCGUGCACUCCGUGGUCAGCGUGUACAUGUGCAACCUGGCGGCCAGCGACCUGCUCUUCACGCUCUCGCUGCCCGUGCGCAUCUCCUACUACGCCCUGCACCACUGGCCCUUCUCCGACCUCCUGUGUCAGACGGCCGGCGCCGUCUUCCAGACCAACAUGUACGGCAGCUGCAUCUUCCUGACCCUCAUUAACGUGGACCGCUACGCGGCCAUCGUGCACCCGCUGCGGCUGCGCCACCUGCGGCGGCCCCGCGUGGCGCGGCUGCUGUGCCUGGGCGUGUGGGCGCUCAUCCUGGUGUUCGCCGUGCCCACCGUCCUGGUGCACCGGCCCUCGCCCUGCAGCUACGACGGCGGCCGGGCGCGACUGUGCUUCGAGAGCUUCGGCGACAAGCUGUGGAAGGGCGGGCUGCUGCCGCUCGUGCUGCUGGCCGAGGCGCUGGGCUUCCUGCUGCCGCUCGCGGCCAUGCUCUACUCGUCGGGCCGGGUCUUCUGGACCCUGGCGCGGCCCGACGCCACGCGGAGCCGGCGGCGGCGGAAGACCGUGCGCCUCCUGCUGGCCAACCUCGUCAUCUUCCUGCUGUGCUUCGUGCCCUACAACGCCACGCUGGCCGUCUACGGGCUGCUGCGGGGCAACCUGGUGGCGGCCGGCAGCGAGGCCUGCGACCGGGUGCGCCAGGUGCUCAUGGUGAUGGUGCUGCUGGCCAGCGCCAACUGCGUGCUGGACCCGCUGGUGUACUACUUCAGCGCCGAGGGUUUCCGCAACACCCUGCGCGGCCUGGGCACUUGGCACCGUGCCAGGACCUUGGCCACCAACGGGGCGCAGGGGGCGCUGGCCGAACGGCUCACCGAGACCACCUGCAUCGCGGGGCCGGCUCCCGCCAGCCGAGAGCCUCCCGGGUCCUCCCCCCGGGGGACGCCCUUGACCCAGCGCCGGGAGGACUCGGCCCUCUGAAGUGCCCAACGUGCUGCCGCUCGGUCACCCCCACCUCCCACGCACACGCACACUCGCAGGGUGUGUACAUGAGGGAAGCGGAUUGGGCACUUGGACUUCCGGGUGGCCACUGCUGCCCAUAACUACACAAGAGAACCAAGUGUGGGGAUCCAGGGGCACAGGGAAGAGUGACGGUAGAAAUGCCUUUACUUUGGUGGUGACGGUGAGGUGAGCCGGGGCAGACCCCUUCCCCAGCCCCGAAGAAGAGUUGCUGUGAGCUUUCCCAGUGCAGCGGCCGGCUAGGACCGGAUGACAUGCCCUCGGUGUGGGCAUGAAACACUGUGGAGAGCUAGUAGUUGGAGCAGAAAAUGAGUGUCCUGAAUUUAGACCAACCACGGCAGUCUUCGCGCCUCGGAUGCCACCCACUCUCAUUUCCACCUGGCCUUCCCCUGCCCAGCACUGAGGCAUGAGUUUACUGGAUGCAGACAGAAUUGGUUUCAUUCUUGGUUAGUGACUUGUAACAAUUUAGACCUGAUACCUAGCAUGGGGUGUUUGGGGACAGGACAAAACUGUGAGUUAGAGGCUGUUCCCCCCUCCCAAGAUUCUGGUCCCUUUAGCCCUUUCUAGGUAUCCUUUCUCCUUCCACCCCACCCCGCUUUUGGGACCUCCUCCAUUCUAGGUCCUAAAUUCUCUCUCUCUGCCUCUGCAGCUUCAUCUAGAAUUAAGGAGAAAAUUCUUUGUACUAAAGUAGCAAUUCUCAGACUCUGUUCCUGACCCUUUUACAACUCUUAAAAAUCGAGGAUUCCAAAAAGUUUUUGCUUAUGCUUUUGAUACCAUAAUAGAAAUUAAAACUCGUAAGUUUUAGCAACAGAAACACACAAGCAACACACUCCAUUAGCUGUGAGAGCAAUAAUGUCAUCACACUUCAUGAAGCUUCUAGAAAACACCGUAAGCAAGGAGACUGCACAGGACAAACAACAUGGUGGGAGUAGUAGUAUUCUGAAAAUAACCUUGACCUUGUGGACUUCCUCAAAGAGUCAGUAUUAGAGUUCAUGUGUAACUUCUUCCCAGGGCAUACAUAUACAUUGUUGCUUAUUACUGCCGGAAGGGGCAAUACUCCAUAAAUUAAGUGCUAACAGAGUCCCAAAGUUUUAAGGGUUUGCAGGGGGAGAAGUAGGAGCUGCACCUUCAGUGUAGUGCUACCUUGGGUUUCCUGGUGCUGGGGGCAGCUCUGAGGUGCGGUGAAGUAGUCACACACACACACACACACACACACACACACACACACACACUCAGAGGAGGGGUGGGCUUCUCUUCCUGCAGAGAGAAAAGGGAACUGUUGCCACAGCCAGGAAAGAAGUUUCCAGGGAAAUAAGUGCAAUGGGAGGACAGGAAUAGGCUGUCUGGUUCUGAGCAAGCUGGAGGCAAGGAAAUGGAAGACUGGUUAAUGGACCACCUACUGUUUCCUUCUUCCCUCUUUACCAAGUAGGGCUGGGAGGGGUUGCAGAGUUGGCAUCUUUAGGCUCUGCAUAAGUGAGGAAGUUGCUGCCAUGCGUAUGUCCUGUAUGCAUUUCUGUUUCUGUCUCUAGGUCUUUCUAUGAUGUGUGUGUGUGCGUGUGUGUGUGUGUGUGUGUGUCAGAGAGAGAGAGAGAGAGAGAGAGAGAGAGAGAGAGAGAGAGAGAGAGAGAGAGACUGUCAGGGUCUUCCCCUGUGUGACUAUGUAUUUUAGUUUGGAGUAAGCCUUUUGUGUCUUCAAGAGAAUGCUCCAGAUGGUGAUUUACAGGGGUAAAAUGACCCCUGGUGGCCAAAGCGGGGAACUGACCCAGAUUCCUCCGUGAUAGCUUUCAAGUAGAGCCUUACACCAUCUGGUGGGAAGAUAGAGCCCUGGGCCAGGCCCCCCUGUGGCUCUCCUAGAGGCCUGAUGGUUAGCACCUGCUCCAUCUUGCUUCAUCCUUAGGGUUCAAGACGCAUGCCCCGAGAGCAUAAAAGGUAGUAGUAGUUCAAAGUCUCAGAACUUUGCCCUAUCCAAACUGAACUGAACUGUGUACAGUUUUUAAAAAUUACUUGAGUAUUUUUAUAUUCUGGUAUCUGAACAAAUUCCAGAGUAAUAAAAACUCACAUAGAAAGUAACAUACUAUAUAACUAUUUAUUUUUAUAGUUUUUAGUUUCUUGUCUGUUCCUCCGCCCCUUCCCCUCAGGUAGAAUGUAAGGUCCCUGGGGGCGGGGGGGGGGGAUUUCUGUUUGCUUGGUUCUCUGUUGUAUCUCCAGCAUCUAGAACAGCGCCUCGCACAAAAGAAGCACUUAAUAAAUAUUUUGUUGAAUGAUGAACUGUUGAGUUUUGGUGUGGAGUAGUUUACUGUCUCGUCGGGGACCACAGAACAAGUCAACAAUUACCACUCAAGACAGGAUGCAAGAAGGCAGAGUAAGGUGGUGGAAGUUAAUUUAGUGGGCAUUGGGAAGCUCCUAAAGGUUUCUGAGUGAGGCUCUGCUCACUCUGACAUACCAUGUGGCAUCAGCUGUAGGGAAGUGAGGAAAGGAAGGGGGAAAGGAAGACUGUUUGGGGUGCUGUUAAAAUUGCCAAGGAGAGGUGUGACCAUGGCCUGUGGAGGUGGAUGGAAAUGGGUCAUCUCCAGUGUGAAAUCUCUGGUGUUUAAGCUCUGGUGGGCUGUUGGCCUGCACUCAGUAUAUCCAAAGAGUUCUGAUCACGAGAAUAGAGAGGCAGGAAUAGAUUCGGGAGAUGUGGCAGGCAGAGGAGGCAUGAACAGAAGAACUUUACGAGUAACAAGGUGUGGAAGUCUAAGGACACCUGUAGCCAGCCACUGCCAUUUUCACAGG
Nyctereutes procyonoides (raccoon dog) is the source of this 4803-nucleotide messenger RNA. It is a transcript of the gene LPAR5, whose product is annotated as lysophosphatidic acid receptor 5. Gene Ontology annotation, biological process: G protein-coupled receptor signaling pathway; behavioral response to pain. Bases 889 to 1989 code for a protein of 366 amino acids. Gene Ontology annotation, molecular function: G protein-coupled receptor activity. The record is from RefSeq and is a predicted model, not a curated record. Gene Ontology annotation, cellular component: membrane. Lineage: Eukaryota; Metazoa; Chordata; Mammalia; Carnivora; Canidae. The transcript is spliced from 3 exons.